Messenger RNA from Cherax quadricarinatus, 2411 nucleotides. Lineage: Eukaryota; Metazoa; Arthropoda; Malacostraca; Decapoda; Parastacidae. The record is from RefSeq and is a predicted model, not a curated record.
AUGAUGCACCGCUUCCAGAAUAGUAGUAACACAGACAGACAAGUGGAAGUAGAUGAAUUUACAGACUUGAAUAGCCAAAGUGUACCGCAGGAGACGACGACGGAGGCGCUAGCGUCGUCGUGUGAGGGCGAGGAGAGGGAGUCGUGGGACAGUAAGCUCCAGUUUCUGCUAGCUACUGUGGGCUACGCUGUGGGUCUGGGCAAUGUGUGGAGGUUUCCCUACCUGGCUCAGAAGAACGGUGGAGGAGCCUUCUUGAUCACGUUUUUCCCCGUGAUGCGGGACCUUCCUGGACUGCCUUUCUACCUGGAAUUGGCAGUAGGUCAGCGGAUCCGCAAGGGAGCGCUGGGUGCCUGGCACCAAGUCUCCCCUAGCCUAGGUGGUGUUGGCAUCGCUUCCGCUGUCGUCUCCUUCGCUGUCGCUCUCUACUACAACACCGUCAUCGCCUGGUGCCUCUACUACCUCUUUCAGAGCUUCCAGUCACCGCUGCCGUGGUCAGACUGCCCCCAGGCCAUUGGGGUGAUCGAGGGUAACAACACCAGUCUGAUCCAUGAGUGUGAGAGAGCGGGACCCACCCAGUAUUUCUGGUACCGCGACACACUGGCCAUCACAGACGACCUCUCGCAGAUCGGAGACUUCAACUGGAAGAUCGCUGGCUGCAUGGCCGUCGCUUGGCUCCUCAUCUACAUUUGCAUCAUGAAGGGUAUCGUCGCUUCUGGCAAGGUUGUGUACGUGACAGCGUUGUUCCCGUACGUGGUACUGCUGGCGUUCUUUUGCCGGGGAGUCACCCUCAGGGGCAUGUCUGAUGGCAUCUCUCACCUUUUCACCCCCAGGGUAAGUACCACCUCAAAGCAUCAUUUUCACCCCCAGGGUACGUACCACCUCACAGCUUCAUCUUCACCCCAGGGGUUCAAGGCUCAUCAGACGCACGACAGGUGCCUGGCGGAGAGGAACAUCACAGUGGCCUCCCUCAACGAGACAGUUCCUGGUGCUGAGCUGUAUGAUCUUCUCGCUCGGCGCAACAUCUCUCUUCCACUCUGUGACAUCAAUGAGGAACUCAAGAAGUCAGCAGCGGGGACUGGUCUAGCCUUCAUUGUCUUCACGGAGGCCAUUAACCAGUUCCCCUUCCCGCCGCUGUGGGCCAUCCUCUUUUUCCUGAUGCUCUUCACCCUGGGUGCCGACUCCCAGUUUGGCACCCUCGAGGGCGUCAUCUCCUCCCUCAUCGACCUCAAGGUCCUGCCUCAGCUCCGGAAGGAGGCACUCUCAGGGUUGGUGUGCUGCCUCUGCUUCAUCAUCUCCCUCAUCUUCACUCACGGGGCUGGCAACUAUGUCUUUCAACUCUUCGAUGCCUUUGCUGGCAACAUUCCUCUCCUGGUGAUCGGCCUCUUCGAGUGUCUCGGCAUCAGUUACAUCUACGGGAUCAAGAGGUUUGCUAGUGACGUGGAGCUGAUGUGUGGGUCCCGUCCCUCAUUGUACUGGCUGGUGUGCUGGAAGGUGCUCUCUCCUGUCCUCAUGGUCACCCUGCUAGUAUCCUUCGUCAUCAAGAUGGUCGUCGAGGGAAGUACGUACUUGGCCUGGGAUUCGACGCUGGGGGAGAGUGUGGACCGCCAGUGGCCCUCCUGGGCGUGGGUAGUGGCCAUCCUGCUGGUGCUCAUACCCCUCGUGUGGAUACCCAUAGUUCCCAUCGCCAAUGCGCUUGGGUUCCCGCUACUGACAGAGGAAGAGCCAGCCUGGUUCCCCGAGAAGGAGCUGCGCAGCGCUCAGGACAUCACCCCGCAGAGGUUUACAGCCCUCGAGAGAGCUUUACUAUGUCUCUCAGUCUCCACGGAAUCUCUCAGGGAUGACGAGGAGUCACAGGGAAGGGGCGGUAACGAGGGUAACAUCCCUAACAACAGCUCCCAGCAGGCACUCCUCCCGCAGGACUCCAAGACCUCCACCGCCGCCUCCUUCACAAAAGCUGCCAACGGCCCCUCCACGGACACCAACAACACCUGGAACGCCACCAAAGCCACCUCCAACAACCUCAAAGCAAAACCCAAGAAACCAGCUGGAGGAGAGAAAGGGAAGCUGCUCCACGCUUCGACAGAGGACAAACCUCAAACAAGAAGGAAGAGUGAGGAGAGGGACAAGAAGAAAAAGGACAAGAAUAAUAGGAGCAGCAUGUAAGACACAAGACAAGCAAGAGCAGUAUGUAAGACAAGACAAACAGGAGCAGCAUGUAAAACAAGAUAAACAGGAGCAGCAUGUAAGACAACGAUAAACAGGAGCAGCAUGUAAGACAAGAUAAACAAGAGCAGCAUGUAAGACAUAAGACAAAUAAGAGCAACAUGUAAGACAAGAUAAACAACAGCAACAUGUAAGACACAAGGCAAACAAGAGCAACAUGUAAGACACAAGACAAACAAGAACAACAU